CCUCAGUCUUUCAUCCCGCGCCGUUACGAAAGCGCGACCCCCCUCCCCCCGGAGCUUUAUAUAAUGCGGCCGGGCGGCCCCCGCUCGCCUCCCUAGCUCCACGCGCGCCCGGACCCGCGACCAGGCUUGAGCGCAGCUCCCGACCGGCGGACUCCCGAGCAAGAUGGAGUGGGUGUGGGCGCUGGUGCUACUGGCGGCGCUGGGCAGCGCCCGGGCGGAGCGCGACUGCCGGGUGAGCAGCUUCCGAGUCAAGGAGAACUUCGACAAGGCUCGCUUCUCCGGCACCUGGUACGCCAUGGCCAAGAAGGACCCCAAGGGCCUCUUUCUGCAGGACAACAUCGUCGCCCAGUUCAUGAACGAGAAUGGCCACAUGACAGCCACGGCCAAGGGCCGAGUCCGUCUCUUUAAUAAUUGGGACCUGUGCGCAGACAUGCUGGGCACCUUCACAGACACCGAGGACCCUGCCAAGUUCAAGAUGAAGUACUGGGGCGUAGCGUCCUUUCUCCAGAAAGGAAACGAUGACCACUGGAUCAUUGACACGGACUACGACACCUAUGCUGUGCAGUACUCCUGCCGCCUCCUGAACUUCGAUGGCACCUGCGCCGACAGCUACUCCUUCGUGUUCGCCCGUGACCUGAACGGCUUUUCCCCGGAGGUGCAGAAAAUCGUGAGGCAGAGGCAGGAGGAGCUGUGCCUGGCCAGGCAGUACCGGCUGAUCGUUCACAAUGGUUACUGUGAUGGCGAAUCAGAAUGAAAUAUUUUGUAGCAACAUGGAGGGUGUCGUUUCAUUAGGAAACUUCCCAUUAACUCACUCAGCCUUCAACUCUUAGAGUUUAGUUUGCACCGCUCUCUUCCCCUCCCCUCCCCUCCCCUCCCCUCCCCUCCCCUCCCCUCCCCUCCCCUCCCCUCCCCUGCGUAAACAUAAAACAUUCAGUACACGUAAAAAUAUAUGUGGGGAUAAGUGAAUCUCUUUGCACUCAAAUGUCUGUGUUCCCUGGAGUUUUCUAAGGAAUCAUUUGAGGAUUAGGACUCCAGACGCUGAUUUAUUAAAAUAUGUAUAGUUACCUAU
Molecule: messenger RNA, 1069 nt
Organism: Balaenoptera musculus (blue whale)
Lineage: Eukaryota; Metazoa; Chordata; Mammalia; Artiodactyla; Balaenopteridae
Gene: RBP4
Product: retinol binding protein 4
Exons: 6
Coding region: 164-754 (196 amino acids)
Biological process (GO): retinol transport
Molecular function (GO): retinol binding; retinol transmembrane transporter activity
Source: RefSeq, a predicted model, not a curated record